This is a messenger RNA of Aedes albopictus (Asian tiger mosquito), 2259 nucleotides long. RefSeq names its product transcription factor grauzone. The coding region runs from base 185 to 2119 and encodes 644 amino acids. NCBI's taxonomy places the organism in Eukaryota, Metazoa, Arthropoda, Insecta, Diptera, Culicidae. The record is from RefSeq and is a predicted model, not a curated record. Gene Ontology annotation, molecular function: zinc ion binding. Gene Ontology annotation, cellular component: nucleus. The transcript has 5 exons.
GACUGAUUGGCUCGGGAAUGUUUGUUGUUAGUUGAACGUAAACAAAGUAUUCAUAAAUCUUGCGAUCAGUGUUGCAUUUUCUUGAUUUUUACUAGAUUAAACUGUAAUAUGUGGUAUUUUUAUUGGUGUGAUUUGUAACUACUAUAGUCAUGUUUUUGUGAACAUUUUGUGGUGUCGAGAUUGCAUGUUUUCCCUCACCAUGGAAGGUAAUUUGAUAUGUCGAUUGUGCUUGUACAACAAUGAGGAGAUUGUGUCGAUAUUUGAUGACCGUCAACGAGAAGCGAAACUGCAGGAGAAACUACUGCAGUACCUAAACCUGGAUGUAAAGGAGGAUGACACCCUACCGAAGCUCAUUUGCAUGAAGUGCUUCCAGACGGUGGAGAGCUUCCAUGUAUUUUACCAGGAAGUAGCGCAGAAUCAAGCCGUUUUUGCGUACAGCACCCAGCCGGGAAUGAUUGUGAUAAGCGAUCAAAAUUCCCACACCACCUACAUUCUCCGAGAAGAUGAGGUUGUCCAGCAGUCUUGUGUCGAUGUAGACGACAGUCUCCAGCAGCAGUACGCAAUUGCGGGGCCUUCUUCGACCGUUGGUCCUGGCGGCGUUUCAGAUGGCACUACGAAGCUAACACUGCUUCAAUUGCCCAGUCAGGUCGUUACGACCGUACUGGACACGGUUGGUAGCAGUGAAGCAAUAAGAGUGAUAAAUUCCGAGCUGCCACCCACUUACGAUGAAUCCCAGAAGCGCAAGGAAGAGCAACAAGUGAUGAAAGAAGAGCUACAUCUGGACAUUGGUGACCAAGGGGAUGAAGCUGAAGAAGAAGAAUUGCUCGAAGAAAACCAGCAAAUUCUUCCGGAUGAGGGCGAAGUACUGUAUCCAGUUAUAUCGUCAUCAGAUAAUGACAGUAAGACUCCCGUCGAGGAAUACCUAGAACAAGAAAUCAACGAUGUAGACGUCGAAGACGAAGAUGAUGACGAUGAUGAUGAAGAAGGUUUCGUGAUCGAAACGCUGGACAACGAAGAGGCAACGGACGAAAUGUCGUUCAAAGACUUGAAAGCAUUUCCUCAGCAGUUGAUAAAGGCGAAUCGAUUGACCGUCCGAGGAAAGGAGUUAUCCAUGUUGAUUGCCAAGUUUUAUCGUUUGACUUGCGAGUUGUGCAAUGAUGAAGAUGAGGAGCAGAAUUGGGGAAAGUUUUCCACCUUGGAGGCGUACUUGGCACACUUCAAAGACACGCAUGGCGUCAAGGGUUACGUAUCGUGCUGCAACCAGAGAAUCAUCAAACCCAAAUUGAUGGCAAUGCACAUGGCGCGGCACAUUCAGCCGGAUGCUUUCAAAUGUGUCGAAUGCGGCAAAUUGAUGACCACCCCAAGGAUACUCCAGUAUCACAUACAGAAUCAUAGGCCAGAAGAGAAAAGGCCUUACAAGUGCAGUCAAUGUCCCCGCCGAUUUAGCUACGCAAGCGCUCUAAGUUCUCACAGCCAAUCGCACCUACCCGAAACGGAACGAACCAAGCACGUGUGCGAUGAAUGUGGCAAAUCGUAUAGUUCCGCCAAGAACCUGGCCGAGCAUACCGCUGCACAGCACUCCAAUGUAGUAACCCUCGCCUACGUAUGUCACAUCUGCGCCAAGCGGUUCACCUCUAAGAGUAACCUAACGUACCAUCUGACCACCCACCAGCCGAAGAUUCACCAAGUGCAGUGCGAUCAGUGCCAGAAGUGGCUCAAGAAUAAGCUCUGCCUCCGCAAGCACAUGGUCCAGCACUCGAUGGUGAGGCACAACUGCAACCUGUGCGACUACUCGGCGCUCAACCUUCAGUGCUUGAAGAACCACCUGAGGGUACAGCACACGGACUCUAAGCCAUUUGCAUGCGACGUCUGUGGAAAGUCGUUCAAGUUGAAGAACACCUUGUUGAACCACCAGGUGCAGCACACGGGAGUGAAGAAGUUUAGCUGCGAGUUUUGCGCGCGAACGUUCGCGUCCAGUGGCAACUACUACGCCCAUCGGAAACGGAUGCACCCGCAGGAGCUGGCCAUACAGAAGAAGCGGAAGGAGGAUGAAGAGAAUGAGUUUCGGAAAAAGACGCUCCUAGCAGAAUCCAAGUGGACCCAGCUUCAUUUAGAGUAAGUAAAUUAUUGUUCAAAGCCCGUGAUGUAGGUAUUCCGUUCUGUUCGGAUUGUUUUACCGGAUUAACAUAGAAGUAGUGCUAGCAGUGAUCGCCUUUGGAAGAUUAUAUUUAUUCCGGAUAAACUUCCAACUGUCGCUUA